Messenger RNA from Hippocampus zosterae (dwarf seahorse), 1766 nucleotides. It is a transcript of the gene tmed4, whose product is annotated as transmembrane p24 trafficking protein 4. The coding region runs from base 87 to 746 and encodes 219 amino acids. The record is from RefSeq and is a predicted model, not a curated record. Gene Ontology annotation, biological process: endoplasmic reticulum to Golgi vesicle-mediated transport; positive regulation of canonical NF-kappaB signal transduction; Golgi organization. The transcript has 5 exons. Gene Ontology annotation, cellular component: COPII-coated ER to Golgi transport vesicle; endoplasmic reticulum-Golgi intermediate compartment; Golgi apparatus. NCBI's taxonomy places the organism in Eukaryota, Metazoa, Chordata, Actinopteri, Syngnathiformes, Syngnathidae.
UCUUCCGCAUUGGUCGAUGACGUCACGUGAAAACGGCGACUCUUUCUCGUCUAACACUUGCGGUUCAAGAGAGUUUUUCGUUUAAGAUGCUCCCCGCCGCCACAAUUAGCGUCCUUUUGGUAGCAGCUUUUAUUCAUCCAAGCUACGCACUCUAUUUCCACAUAGGAGAGACGGAGAAAAAAUGCUUUAUCGAGGAAAUUCCAGACGAAACCAUGGUUAUCGGAAAGUACCGAACCCAGCUUUGGGACAAACAGACUAAUUCGUACCUCCCGUCCACACCGGGUCUUGGGAUGCAUGUUGAGAUCAAGGAUCCUGACACAAAGGUCAUCCUGUCUCGUCAGUAUGGGUCCGAUGGUCGGUUCACCUUCACAUCUCAUACUCCAGGAGAGCACAAGAUAUGUCUGCACUCCAACUCCACCAAAAUGGCACUGUUUGCUGGUGGGAAACUGAGAGUGCAUCUGGAUAUUCAGGUCGGAGAGCAUACCAAUAACUACCCUGAAAUUGCAGCCAAGGACAAACUGACCGAGUUGCAGCUGCGUGCCAGACAGCUUCUGGAUCAGGUGGAACAGAUCCAGAAGGAGCAAAAUUAUCAAAGGUAUCGAGAAGAGCGCUUCCGCAUGACUAGUGAGAGCACCAACCAACGGGUCCUGUGGUGGUCCAUUGCCCAGACGGUCAUCCUCAUCGUUACCGGCAUAUGGCAGAUGAAGCACCUUAAAAGCUUCUUCGAAGCUAAGAAACUGGUUUAGCCGGAUGCGUGAAGAAGAGCAGUAAUGGGGAGCAACAAACAAGAAACCUUUGGAGACAGACUUGAAUGACUGGAACGAAGACUUGUCGCGCAAGAAUCCGGACGGCGACUUUUUUUUUUUGUUGCAUAUCGGCCAUUAAUGAUGAAGGAAUGUGCGAAUUCUAAAAGGCAGUCCUCAAUAUUUUAUAACACCACAACAUCUGAGUUGCCUUUCUUCGUCUCUCUUUAUUUUUUUAUUUGCUUGACACCACUGGGUAUCUUUUGGUUCUGAAAAAAAAAGCAGGUUUUACGCUCUUUUUUUAGUGUUGUAAAUGUUUUCUUUGGGGUUUUGUAACCAGUAGAAAUGCUCCAAUUUCCCAGCAUGUAAUUUCCAUUUAGACUUGUGCAUACACACUCAACAAAUAAUUUCCAACCAGCUGGAAUGCAAGGAGGCAUUAAAAAGUUGUGUAGAUGUAUACUUAAGUGAGAGACAAAUGAGACACACCCACAUUCUUUAACAACUACUGGUACAUUUUUACUCAUUGAUGUGCAUAUCCUUAACAAUUUGUCUGACAACACAUUUACAUUAUUUUUUUUCAAAUGAUAGAUGUCACAAAGGGUUUCAGGUAUAUUUUUGCUUUCUAAAUUCUAAUGGUUGAUUAUACUGUGCUGGAAGUCAUUUAUGUGGUCGUUUGUAUAAACUCGCUGUUGUCAGCACAUUUUAGCUUGUUGGUAUCUGGAUUUUUGGGGGUGGUGGGUUUUUCUCCAUCUUAUUUAUUACUGUAUGGGAAUACCACAAAAUGUUAAAUUCAAUUUAUCUGUGCUAGGCCUUUGUUCGCGGGGGAACACUUGAUUAAAUCACAAGUGAAUGGACUCUUCCAUUUGAGGUUUUAAUUUUGAGUUACUGUUUACAGAUAAGUUUCGUUUUAAAAUGUCCAAUUCUUGAGAUGCACUGCAGUCAGCCAUAAGAUGUUAAAGCAUUGAAGUCAUGUGGAUGUCAUCUCCCAAAGCUUAAUAAAGACAUUUGGUCUAGAAAAUAAAA